Haliotis rufescens (red abalone) is the source of this 460-nucleotide messenger RNA. RefSeq lists its product as uncharacterized. NCBI's taxonomy places the organism in Eukaryota, Metazoa, Mollusca, Gastropoda, Lepetellida, Haliotidae. Bases 90 to 416 code for a protein of 108 amino acids. The transcript has 4 exons. The record is from RefSeq and is a predicted model, not a curated record.
UCGGUGAACUGCAGAGUUGACCUUAUCUAGCUCUCUAUCGCGGGCUGGCUACAGCAGUGGGCCAGACUGGAUCAGACGGAACAUUGAACAUGCACAGGUUAGCUGUUCCCGUAGGAGCUCUAGCGGUGAUUCUGGGUUGCUGGUACGUGGGGGGAGCUCUAAUGACGUGUACGUCCUUCGACGACUGCUACGGCAUGGUGUGCGGAAGGGAAAUGUCCGUCAUGUGCUCCGACUUUAAUACCUGCGUUUGUAAAGUCAACCACACGUAUGUUCCCGCCACAUGUACGGCAGACCAUGAGUGCCACAACCUCGACUGCUUCCCAGACCACCCACACAGGAAGUCCUGUGUAAACGGCACAUGCGCCUGUAACAGCCAUCUGCACCACCAACACCCAAACGUCCAAGGGGCGCUGUAGUCAGAUGUACCUGCACGGAUGGACAUUAAAUAAGCUUUAUAAAC